AUAUCCGACCCAACUCGUGUUCGUCUUCCACCACCAAAUAGGAGUCGCCGUCCUAGUCUUCGCCGCCGUCGUCUCCGCCCGCUUACUCCUCCGCGCUCGCCCCCAGCCCACCCGCGAAACCCUAGCCCUCGCGCUACCCGGAGAGAGGCCUUCGAUAGCGGCGGCGAGAUGUUCAGGUACCAGAAGGGCGGGGACCUCGAGGCGGGGACCUCCGCCGGGCGGGAGCUGUACCCGGGGAUGCAGGAGAGCCCCGAGCUGCGCUGGGCGCUCAUCCGCAAGAUCUACGUCAUCCUCUCGAUCCAGCUGCUCCUCACGGCCGCCGUCGCCGCCGUCGUCGUCAAGGUCCGCGCCAUCCCCCACUUCUUCACCUCCACGCACGCUGGGCUCGGGCUCUACAUCUUCCUCAUCAUCCUGCCCCUCAUCGUGCUGUGCCCGCUGUAUUUCUACCACGAGAAGCACCCGGUCAACCUGAUUCUGCUUGGCAUCUUCACCAUCGCCAUCAGCUUCGCUGUGGGCAUGACAUGCGCCUUCACCAGUGGCAAGGUCAUUCUGGAGUCUGCAAUUCUGACAACAGUGGUUGUGGUUAGCCUGACUGCUUACACUUUCUGGGGUGCAAGGAGGGGUCAAGACUUCAGCUUCCUUGGUCCUUUCCUGUUCGCCUCGCUCAUAGUCCUGCUUGUGUUCGCAUUCAUCCAGAUCCUGUUCCCGCUGGGCAAGAUCUCUCAGAUGAUCUACGGCGGUCUGGCGUCGCUCAUCUUCAGCGGCUACAUCGUCUACGACACGGACAACAUCAUCAAGCGCUACACGUAUGACCAGUACGUCUGGGCCGCUGUCUCCCUCUACCUGGACGUCAUCAACCUCUUCCUGGCCCUGAUGACCCUCUUCAGGGCAGCUGACUGAGCGCGCCGGGCCGCCGGUGCUCCUUCUAUGUACGCUUCUCGGUCUCACGUUGUGAAUACCGCUGAAUGGUCGUGCCCAGAAUUCCCAGUUCCUAGAAUUGUAUAGCUGCGUUACCACUAGUAUAUUUGGUCGUCGUCUUUGCUGAGUUGAGUUGGUGUCUACGUAGGGAUCACAAAGAAGUUGUAUCUCUAUUCUAUGCCUGGAUAUGAUGUUGGAUUUGGGUUGCUUAUCACAUGGAGGCUGGUUAACCUUGGAUAUGUUUUAAGGGACAUUGCUUUAUUGUCU
Messenger RNA from Phragmites australis (common reed), 1185 nucleotides. Its product is annotated as protein LIFEGUARD 2-like. The transcript has 4 exons. Gene Ontology annotation, cellular component: membrane. The coding region runs from base 169 to 900 and encodes 243 amino acids. The record is from RefSeq and is a predicted model, not a curated record. Lineage: Eukaryota; Viridiplantae; Streptophyta; Magnoliopsida; Poales; Poaceae.